Messenger RNA from Aspergillus clavatus NRRL 1, 705 nucleotides. RefSeq lists its product as uncharacterized. Bases 1 to 705 code for a protein of 234 amino acids. NCBI's taxonomy places the organism in Eukaryota, Fungi, Ascomycota, Eurotiomycetes, Eurotiales, Aspergillaceae. The record is from RefSeq and is a predicted model, not a curated record. The transcript is spliced from 4 exons.
AUGCCUGGCGUCCCCCCCGAUGCGCUGCAGCAAUUGAAGAAGGGCCUCAAGGCCAUCUUCUCUCGCAAGAAGAAGAAGGCUACCACUGAAGGCACUCAACCUAAGCCCGCCCCAGCCGCAGACAAGCCAGCCAACGGUGCUGCGGCCGGCGCCGCAACGGUCAUAGCAGUUCCUGCCACAGAAGCCAAACCAGCCGAACCAGCUCCUGCUACCGAACCUAAGCCUGCUGUCGUAGCAGAUAAGUCAGCAGAAGCAACACCGCAGCCCACCGAAACAAAGACCGAGGAAUCUACGACUCCUGCCGCGGAACCACAUAGUGCUCCAGAGACGAAGGUCGAGGCUUCAGCUACUGAACCUAAGGCCGAUGCUCCUAUCGAAACAACCGCUAACCCCGCGCCUGCUCUAGCUGAAACUGCUCCCGCGACACCAACGCCUGCCCCUGCAGUAGCCCCUAUCGCAGAGACGCAGACGGAGGCCGCUCCAGCUCCAGCUCCUGCUGCCCCUGUUGCUGCUGCUCCCGUUGCUGCUGCUCCUGCACCUGAAGCAGCCCCCGCUGUGGAGACAAACACUGAGGCCGCCCCCGCUCCUUCUGAGGUUGCGCCUCUAGCACUGGUCCCUGGCCUAGAGGCAACUCCGGUCCAACCGGCACAAGAGAGAAUAGUUGAGACUGCAGAGCUGGCCAAAAAUCGUGCUGACCAUAAAUAG